AUGCAUCCAGUGCUGAGAAGGUGUAUCCUUCAUGUGACUCUGAUGGGUGUCCUGCUGGCUCUGGCGGCCACAGAAGAACCCAGAGAGCGGGAUUGGCUGGAUGUCUCGAGGCAGCUCAGGACCAAAGUCUGGAACAGGAAACUAUAUCCAGAGUGGACAGAAGUCCAGGGGUCAGACUGCUGGAAAGGUGGCCAGGUGGCCCUGAAGGUCAGCAAUGAUGGGCCCACCCUGAUCGGGGCAAAUGCCUCCUUCUCUACUGCCCUGCACUUCCCUGAAAGCCAAAGGGUGAUGCUGGACGGGCAAGUCAUCUGGGCCAACAAUGCCACUGUCAAUGGGAGCCGGGUAUGGGAAGGACAGCCAGUAUAUCACCAGGAUCCUAAUGAUACCUGCAUCUUUCCUGAUGGUGGACCCUGCCCAUAUGUCUCACGGUCUCCGAGGAGAAGCUUUGUUUAUGUUUGGAAGACCUGGGGUCAAUACUGGCAAGUUCUGGGAGGCCCUGUGUCAGGGCUGAGCAUUGGCACAGGCAGAGCAGUGCUGGGCACACAUACCAUGGAAGUGACUGUCUACCACCGCCGGGGGCCCCGGAGCUACGUGCCGCUCGCACACUCCCGCACAUCCUUUACCAUCACUGACCAGGUUCCCUUCUCUGUGAGUGUAUCCCAGCUGCAGGACUUGGAUGGAGGAAACAAGCAGUUCCUGAGAAAUCAGCCUCUGACCUUUGCCCUUCAACUCCAUGACCCCAGUGGCUAUUUGGCUGGGGCUGAUCUCUCCUACACCUGGGACUUUGGAGACAACAGUGGGACCCUGAUUUCUCGGGCACUUGAGGUCACUCACACUUACCGAGAAGCUGGCCCCAUCACUGCCCAAGUAGUGCUCCAGGCAGCCAUUCCCCUUACCUCCUGUGGCUCCUCCCCAGUUCCAGGCACUACAGAUGGGUACAUGCCAACUACAGAGGUCCCAGCCACCACAGCAGGGCAGAUGCCUACUGCAGAAGUUGGAAGCACUACACCUGGCCAGGUGCCAACUGAAGAUCCCUCUGGUACCACAGCUCUGCCAACCACAGAAGUCACUGGUACCACAUCUGGACAGGGGCCAACCUCAGUGGUAGUAGGUACCACUUCUGCAGAGAUUCCAACCAAAGAGACCACAGACACCACACCUACAGAGGUGUUAACUACAGAAGUCAAAGGUGUCACAUCUGUAGAGGUGUCAGCAGCACAGCCUUCUGAAACCACAGCUGCACAGGUCACACUAACAACUACAGAGUUGAUGGAGACCUCACCUGGAGAGGGAGUCGGCACUGAGCCUGAAGGUCCAGAUGCCAGCCCAUUCAUACCUACAGAAAGUACUACAGGCUCUGUGAGUUCCAUGCUGGAUGACACAGCUACUUUAAUCCUGGUCAAGCGGCAAGUCCCCCUGGAUUGUGUUCUGUAUCGAUAUGGCUCCUAUUCUCUCACCCUGGACAUUGUCCAGGGUAUUGAGAGUGCUGAGAUUCUGCAGGCUGUGCCGUCCAGUGAAGGGGAUGCAUUUGAGUUGACUGUGUCCUGCCAAGGCGGGCUGCCAGAGGAAGCUUGUUUGGACAUCUCAUCACCAGGGUGCCAGCCCCCUGCCCAGAGGCUAUGCCAACCUGUCCCACCCAGCCCAGUCUGCCAACUGGUUCUGCAUCAGGUACUAACAGGAGGCUCAGGGAUCUACUGUCUCAAUGUGUCCUUAGCUGAUGCCAACAGCCUGGCAAUGGUCAGCACCCAGCUCGUCAUGCCUGGUCAAGAAGCAGGCCUAUGGCAGUCUCCCCUGUUCGUGGGCAUUUUGCUGGUAUUGAUGGCUGUGGUGCUUUCAUCUCUGAUAUACAGGCAAAGACUUAAGAAGCAGGGCUCCACUCUCCCUAGCCCCCAACUGCCUCAUGGUGCCAUCCACUGGCUGCGUCUACCCCGGGUCUUCCGCCCUUGCUCCGUUGGCGAGAGCAGCCCCCUUCUCAGUGGGCAGCAGGUCUGA
This is a messenger RNA of Elephantulus edwardii (Cape elephant shrew), 1992 nucleotides long. It is a transcript of the gene PMEL, whose product is annotated as premelanosome protein. NCBI's taxonomy places the organism in Eukaryota, Metazoa, Chordata, Mammalia, Macroscelidea, Macroscelididae. Gene Ontology annotation, biological process: melanosome organization. The record is from RefSeq and is a predicted model, not a curated record. Gene Ontology annotation, cellular component: melanosome. Bases 1 to 1992 code for a protein of 663 amino acids. The transcript has 11 exons.